UUGAUAAACGCUGUCACACACACUCUGUUACGUUUCAUCAUUCAUCGGUGUUUCGUGAUCGGAUCCGGAUCGAAGGGAGGAACGGGAUUUUCGAAAGAUCAAACAGCGGAGUGCGGCGGCGGUGGCAGUCGCGGUCGUUUCUAGCUUGAGUCGUGUCGGCGCUUGACGGUGAUUUGAUCCAGGAAAUUGGCGGUUGGUUGACUCGAUGGCGUAUCGGCGGAGACAGCAGCAGGGGAUUUCGAAGCCUUCUUUUUCGGCCUUCGAAGACGAAGCGACUCGAAACCCUAACCUCUUUCCGCCGCCGCCCGACGAUGUUGACGCUUCCGCUUCGUCGUCUUCUUCGUCUUCGCUUGCCGCUAAAGCUAUCAGAGCUUCUUCGGCGCGUCGCGACUCGUCUCUCUCCUCUCUCUACGGUCUCUCCUCUACUUCUUCUUCUCCGACCGCUGCUUCUCAUCCCACUCCGAUUCCUCCUCCUUCCGCUAAGGAUUCAAGAGCAUAUGAAUAUACGUCUAUGAAGAAUGUGAACGAGUCCAAGAAUGGAUUUUGGGGUGUUUUGGCCAGAAAAGCCAAGUCGAUUAUUGAAGAUGAUAAUGUCCCCCGGCAAUCUGAAAUGCCUGGGACGGGGAGGUCACAAUUGCCUGGGGUAGCAUCUAGGGGCAAGUUCCAAAAUUCAAAUCACUUAGAGGAGAGCAAUCUCAAAAGGGACAGUCCAGCAUUUAUGAAGGGAUUAGAUGCUAUCACAUCGUCUCUUACUCAUAUUGGUGGUACCAUUGGUAAAUCUUUGGAGGAAGGUUUAACAAUUGUUGAGAAUCGGACUUCAGAUAUCAUUCAGGAAACUCGCAAACAUAUUAGGAAGAAGCCUGGAAACUUUGUAGGACAAAAUCAGGAGUCAAACCAUUCUACUACAUUGCAUCAGUCCCAAUUGCGGUCCCAGACAUCACCAAAGCAAACAGACCAAGAACUUCAAUUGAAGGCAUCUCGCGACGUUGCAAUGGCAAUGGCUACCAAAGCAAAACUACUUCUGCGGGAGUUGAAGACUGUCAAAGCUGAUCUAGCUUUUGCAAAGGAUCGAUGUGCUCAGCUAGAGGAAGAAAAUAAAAUCCUACGUGAGAAUCGUGAAAGGGGAGAUAACCAUGAUGAUGAUGAUUUGAUACGACUUCAACUCGAGACUCUUCUGGCUGAAAAAGCUCGCCUUGCGCAUGAGAACUCAGUUUAUGCCCGUGAGAAUCGGUUUCUAAGGGAGGUUGUUGAAUACCACCAACUUACAAUGCAAGAUGUUGUCUACUUGGAUGAGAGCAAUGAGGAAGUCACGGAAGUUAACCCUCUGAACUUUCCCCCAGUGCCUAAUAUUUCCCUUGAUUCUAUUACUCCAUCUAUAUUGUCUCCAGAACCCAACCUGGGAUUCAGUUCAGAAUUAACAAGAGGCAUAUCUGUCAAGGAUUCAAAGAGUUCUGAGGUGACUAGAAGUAUCUCCUCUAUCACAGGACAUGAUGCAAAAUAACAUGAAAUUCGUCUGUUACAAUGGUGAUGCACCGCAUUUUGAUACUUUUUUUUUCAUUUAUUAUUUAUUUGCUGCUCGUUUCAUGUGUCGUGGGUAACAUUACCUUGAUGUAAUUUUGUACCGUAUGUUGUGUAACUUGAGUUUUAUUUAGUUAUUUUUGUUCAUUAUAUCAGCAUAUGUUGCCUACAUCAGCAAGUGUCUUGUCUGUAUAGCAAUACUUGACAAAAGAAGUUUCUGUAUAUCAUGGCAGUGUCACUUCUUGUCUAUUUCUAUUUCUUUUAUUGUCACUCUCAUACCAACGAUUAUAUAUAUUUAAUAAUUAUAUUAGUUGA
Cajanus cajan (pigeon pea) is the source of this 1833-nucleotide messenger RNA. RefSeq lists its product as uncharacterized. NCBI's taxonomy places the organism in Eukaryota, Viridiplantae, Streptophyta, Magnoliopsida, Fabales, Fabaceae. The record is from RefSeq and is a predicted model, not a curated record.